This is a messenger RNA of Lutzomyia longipalpis, 1252 nucleotides long. RefSeq lists its product as uncharacterized. The transcript is spliced from 3 exons. The coding region runs from base 1 to 780 and encodes 259 amino acids. The record is from RefSeq and is a predicted model, not a curated record. NCBI's taxonomy places the organism in Eukaryota, Metazoa, Arthropoda, Insecta, Diptera, Psychodidae.
AUGUUGGGGAAAUUGUGCAAUCUUCUUGUGAUUAGUGUGUUCUUCACGUGCUGCCUUGCAGUGGAUGUUACGGAUUUCAAGAGGAGUUUUUCCCUUGAUUGUGAUUCCCAAUACAACCCCCUGUGCUUCAAAAUGGAUAUUGCAGCUUUCAUUGAGCGCCUCUCAACGAGUCCUGAAUUAAUUUUAACACCGAGUGUUUCCAUUGUAAGGGAUGGUAAUGCAACAAAUACCAAAAAUUCAGAGAUCAUUGCAGAACUCUCAAGGAGUUUUCCCAACGAUCCCAGCAAAAGGAUGGAUGGAUUUCUCUUUUCAAAGUUAAGUGAUUACCUUCAAUCGCACACCUUGAGGUUCCGUUUGUGGGAUAAUAAAUCCAGCUUGGAGGAUGCUAAGGCUGCAUUCACGGGGCGCAAAGGGAAAAUUGGCGGGAAGAAAGGUGGUCUCGAGGGACUCCUAGCGGCAGCAAUGAUGAUGAAAGGUACAAUGAUGGCUCUCGCUUUGGGAGCUUUGGCAGCACUGGCGGGAAAAGCUCUCAUGACUGGCAUGAUGGCAUUGAUGUUGUCUGCGAUUGUGGGUCUCAAAGCGCUGGCAUCUGGUGGAGGCAAGCAGACUACAUAUGAAAUUGUGGCAAAACCGUACUACUCGCAUUCACAUUCAUCCAGCCAUGAAGAUCACGGACAUGGCGGUGGUGGUGGUGGUGGUGGCCAUGGAAGUCACACAGGCUACGGAGGAUAUGGACGAUCUCUCAAUUUUGUGCUUCCUGAACAUCUCAAGAAGCCAUAAAAGUUCCUUCAAAUGUACCAAAUAUCAUUUCUUCUUCUUCCAAAAAAAAAACAUUUUUCCUCUCUUUGUGAUCUAUCGGCGGCAAAAAAAUUCCCGCCUAAUCUUCUUAACAAAAUCCUCUUAAUUUAUUAUUUAUUUAUGUAUUUAUGCUGCAAUAAUGCUAAUUACUAUUUAUUUGCCUAGUGUACCUUCUUUAUUUGCAUCAUCAUGCUAAUUUAUCACAGCAAAAUGCAAGAAAAAAAAAGAGAGAUUCAAAAAGUAAAUUGUGUUAAAAACUUAGGGAAUACAAUUAUAAUUGCUAAAUAGUGCAUUUUUUGCGCAUGAAAGAGAGAAUUAUGUAUUGUAAAUUAGGAGUAACAAGAUAUUAUUUUGUGACCCGUAAAAAGAUACAAAAUACUCUUCAUACGUUUGUGUUAUAUUUUUUUACAAAAAGAGUUAUUAUUGUAGAAUAAUAAAGCAAUUAUGCACACUA